AGUCACUGUUGUUUGUUUGGUAAGAGUAUGAAAUCUCGUCACACUUCAAGCAGCGCGUCUUCCUCGCUCAAUGGAACGUCCGGGAGUCUAGAAGAACCUAUCAUAGAACAGAGACUAGAUGUAGAAGACGGCACUAAUUUCCCUCCAAAGUGUCUCGAAGACAAGGAGACCGAGAAGACAAUUUGGGCACGUCUAUGGCAUGGUGAUUGGGAGGUCAAAACAGGUCCGGAUGGUUACAAGCCAUUCUGGUACGAGGCUGCGCUAUGUUGUAGCUUCACUACCUUCUUGGCAUUUAUACCAUCCGAGCCCCACUUGACGACCUAUCUCAGGGAGGUCAAAGGUUUUACAGAUGAUCAGAUCAACUCUCAGAUUUACCCUUGGUCCACUUACGCAUGCAUCCCCUUUCUUUUAGUCGGUGGUUGCCUAUCUGAGUUUGUUGGCUACAAACUGGCACUCAUUCUUGGAGCAAUGGGUCGUUUAGCUACCAGAUUUCUGUUGCUGUUUGGUAAUAGUUUGCUUGACAUGCAGAUUAUGCAAUGUACAUACGCCUUUGGUACCGCGGCCGAGGAAAUCUUCUAUGGCUAUCUCUUCCAUGUUGUGCCCAAGGAGAAUUAUCAGAAACUAACGUCGAUGAACCUGGCGUCUCAUGUCUUUUCCCAUAUGAUAUCUGGUAUAGUAGGUGAUGUUAUGAUCAAUGCUUGUCACAUGAGUCAAACCUCUCUCAUGUGGGUUUCGGCUGCUUCGGUUAUUGUUGCGGCUAUCAUAGCGCUUUUCCUCACGGGUGUCAAGCGCGACAAAGCUCCUAGGCCUAAGGAGGUGUGGAAGGCUAUGAAGUGGGCUUAUGAGGAUAAGGUUUAUGUUCUUAUUCUGUUCUGGUGGAUAUUCGGCAAUUGCGCCUACGGUCUUAUCGAUGGUUAUGAAGCUUCACUGUACGAUAUGAUGAUGGUGGAAGAGGGUACCGAGGAAAACUAUAAUGGAACAGUGUAUGCUAUUGCGCAACUUAUUGCUACCAUUAGUGCCUUGUCUGUAGCAGUGCCUCGAAUACUGAAGGUUGCAUAUCACCAUCAACACGUUACUGUGGGCAGUCUGGGCCUCUGGUGUAUCCUGGCCCUAACGCUGAUGGUUUGGUAUCCUCGUAUCCUCCCGAUGUGUAUUGGUUUCAUCCUAUACUACCUUGGUUAUCAUUUCAUCAACGCCUUCGUCAGCGCGGAGACGGGUCGUGUCGUUAACAAGCAUAUGAAAGAGGAAGGUAAUGUCAACUCUGGCUGUUAUGCUAUCAUAGUCAUGUUCAACAAUCUUACUGCAUACAUCCUGUCAACUAUCCUUUCCCUCAUCAUGUUUACUUGGUUUCAAAUCGAUCUUCGCACUGUCUAUAAGAUACUGUGGAUCUUUCAACUUUCUUUCCAGGCGGUUUUUAUGAUCCUGGCUACAGUAUUAUAUUUCUGGUCCAAGAGACAUGCUACUGCUUGCGAUGUUGAAAUCGCCAAAUGA
Molecule: messenger RNA, 1491 nt
Organism: Perkinsus marinus ATCC 50983
Lineage: Eukaryota; Perkinsozoa; Perkinsida; Perkinsidae
Exons: 1
Coding region: 28-1491 (487 amino acids)
Biological process (GO): transmembrane transport; vitamin transport
Cellular component (GO): plasma membrane
Molecular function (GO): vitamin transmembrane transporter activity
Source: RefSeq, a predicted model, not a curated record